AAACUUCCUUAUAUAAACCCUUCUCUUCCCUUCCAUUUUCCAACUCCAACACUCAAAAUCUCCCAAUUCCCCUACCGACAAACCCAAUUUUACAAGCAAUUCUCAUCAUUUUAAUGGCUUCCAGAAGGCUCCAGAUGGCUCUAGUUCUGGUCUUGGCGGCCCUUUUUUGGGAAAGAGCCACGGCUCAGUCAAACUUAAACUGUAACAACACGCUCACCACCAUGGCGCCAUGCGUCAACUUCCUUGUGGGAAACUCAUCGACCCCUUCAAGUUCUUGCUGCUCUCAGCUUGGCGCCGUUGCGAAAUCUGCCCCGGAUUGCCUUUGCGGUGCUCUCAACGGUAGUGUUCCUACAAUGGGGAUCAAUAUUAACAGAACCAUUGCUCUUACCCUUCCUGAUGCCUGUCAACUUCAAUCUACUUCAAUUAACCAGUGCAAACAAUCCAUUACUGCCGGAGCUUCACCUCUUGGUUCCCCAUCAAAUACAAGCCCUUCUUCAAGUUCUUCAAAUACAACUACACCGCCAGCCUCAGGAUCGGGGUCUACAUCUGAUGGAGGCAUCGCAAGGGCACCUAUGCAUUUUGUUCUCUUCCUUGCUGGCAUGGCAUUGUGUGCCUCAACCAUCACCAAAUUCUGAGUGCCUUAAUAUUACAAAUAACAAUUAUUCUUUUCCGGAUUUCGCUUGAGGAUGAUGCUCAUUUAUGAUUUACACAAUUUGUAGUUUUUGUAUUAUUAUUUAUUAUGUGGGUUGUUUAAUAAAUGAUGAAAGAGUAUUGGCUUCUCUA
Messenger RNA from Mangifera indica (mango), 783 nucleotides. Its product is annotated as non-specific lipid transfer protein GPI-anchored 15-like. The record is from RefSeq and is a predicted model, not a curated record. The transcript is spliced from 3 exons. Lineage: Eukaryota; Viridiplantae; Streptophyta; Magnoliopsida; Sapindales; Anacardiaceae. The coding region runs from base 114 to 635 and encodes 173 amino acids.